Messenger RNA from Capsella rubella, 1065 nucleotides. RefSeq lists its product as uncharacterized. The record is from RefSeq and is a predicted model, not a curated record. Bases 1 to 1065 code for a protein of 354 amino acids. The transcript has a single exon. NCBI's taxonomy places the organism in Eukaryota, Viridiplantae, Streptophyta, Magnoliopsida, Brassicales, Brassicaceae.
AUGGAUAAGGCGUUGAUGGCAAUGUCACUUGAAGAAGAAGAAGAUACUCCGUUCGAUAUGCUAGAUCUCCCCGAAUUCUCUUCCUCCCAAAGGAAUGUGCUGAGUCUGGUAGGGAGAUUACUAAACCCAGAAUGCCAAGAUAUGCAAGCUUUGGUUAGAAAUAUGCCAAGGAAGUGGCAAAAAUGGGGUAAAGUCACGGGAGUGGCACUUACAAAAGAAAAAUUUCAGUUCAUUUUCAACUCUGAGCACGAUCUUCAAGAUGUGCUGGAUAAAGGAGCUCACACCUUCAAUGAGUGGUCUAUUGCUGUGGAUAGAUGGUACGAGCAUCCACCAGACAAUUAUCUUCAGUUCAUUCCUCUCUGGGUUCAGAUCUGGAAUUUACCAAUCAACCAUUUCACUAUUGCUGCUAUAACUUCGUUGGGAGAGCUCAUUGGACAAGUUUUAGAAGUGGCUUACGACCCUGAUAGACCACAACUACAGGAAUACGUCCGAGUCAAAGUUAUGUUUGAUGUUUCCAGACCAUUAAGAAGAUCUAAAGUGAUAAACAUCAAAGGAGGUUCAACAACAGUGAGAUUUCAGUACGAGAGGGUACAAAAACGUUGCUAUGAAUGUCAGAGGCUCACCCAUGAAAGAGAUGUUUGCCCCAUCCUUGUUAAACGAAGACAAGAUGAGGCAAUAGCAAGAAGAUUAGGGAAACCAAUAGAAAGAGCAAAGAAAACCUUGGUGCUGAAAGAAUCUAAUCCCUUAUUUGGAGUUCUGCGUAAGGAACAGGUUGGUAUAGAUUCUCUUACGGGUAGACCAAGAAUAGCCCCUGAAGUACUGGAAGGCAUGAGACAGUACUUGAUGGCAGCCAAUGGGGAAGAUCAGAAAGUCAAGGAAGAAAGAGUGAAGAAAACUGUUGGAGAAGUAGAAAAAAAUCCUAUAACACAAAAAACAAUCUUGCGUCUUGAAGCUCUUCCCAUGGUUCAUCCUGAGAUCAACAAAGAGAAAGGACUUGUGUUCAAUUAUGAUAGUGAACAAUCUUCUAAACCAGAUGGGGUAUCAACUGGUCUAAAACUUGCAUAA